This is a messenger RNA of Tachysurus fulvidraco (yellow catfish), 660 nucleotides long. It is a transcript of the gene dharma, whose product is annotated as dharma. Gene Ontology annotation, cellular component: nucleus. The record is from RefSeq and is a predicted model, not a curated record. Lineage: Eukaryota; Metazoa; Chordata; Actinopteri; Siluriformes; Bagridae. The coding region runs from base 41 to 592 and encodes 183 amino acids. Gene Ontology annotation, biological process: regulation of transcription by RNA polymerase II. The transcript is spliced from 3 exons. Gene Ontology annotation, molecular function: DNA-binding transcription factor activity, RNA polymerase II-specific; RNA polymerase II cis-regulatory region sequence-specific DNA binding.
AGACAGAACAAGCUGAGUGUUACCACAACCAGGAUUGAACAUGGAUCCAUCGAAGUUCUCCAACUUCACUAUUGAUUACAUUCUAGGGGAAAGGACAGGACCUCACCCAGACCAUUCAACAGCAUCGCAGGAAGAUUUUAGUAAAGCGAGCCUGCCUUCAGGGAGUGGAUUUCACGGUCAUACUAGCGGCGUGGCAGUGAUGGCUUUUCCUGCGUCCUGCCAGUGCAUGUACGACACAGCAACCUGCUAUAACACAUUCCACUGCUGUGGUCCUGUCACAUGCUAUCAGACCAACUUUAACAUGGGUUACUGCGGGGAUCACUGGAUUCAUGCCCACCCAGAUUACGACAAAGAAGAUAGUCAUCAAAAUCUUCAGCACAGACACCGAAACCGCAUCAGGACAGUGUUCACCGAAAGCCAAGUGAAACAGCUGGAUCAGCUCUUCCACAUCACCGACUACCCUACUGCGGAAGCGCGCGCACAACUGGCGAGAAAUACGGGCCUCAGCGAAGAGACAGUCCGGGUGUGGUUCAAAAAUCGCCGGGCUCGACGCAAAAGGCAGAAAAACUCAAAUGAGUCACCAGAGCUUUAAACAACUUUCAUUUAUCUUAUUUUAUUUACAGCAGAAUAUCUGUUUUAAAACAAAAUAAAGCCUUGAUG